Cimex lectularius (bed bug) is the source of this 875-nucleotide messenger RNA. RefSeq lists its product as uncharacterized. NCBI's taxonomy places the organism in Eukaryota, Metazoa, Arthropoda, Insecta, Hemiptera, Cimicidae. Gene Ontology annotation, molecular function: phosphatidate phosphatase activity. Gene Ontology annotation, biological process: phospholipid dephosphorylation; signal transduction; phospholipid metabolic process. The transcript has a single exon. The record is from RefSeq and is a predicted model, not a curated record. The coding region runs from base 47 to 823 and encodes 258 amino acids.
UAUCCUAUUUGUUUUAACAACGAAAGAAGACAGUAUAAAUAUUAAUAUGUUUAAUACGGUUAGAUACAGAGUUAUAGGAGAUGGAAUUUGUAGUUUAUGCUCACUAGUGAUGUUGGUUGUCGUCCUGACAUCCAGCACUUUGAAGCCGUUUGAAAGAGGAUUCGACUGCGAAGACAUUUCGAUCAAGCAUCCUGAAAAGCCGCCAUCAUUAACACCGAUUUGGUUGAUAGGGUGGUUUCUCGUGCUGCCAACUUUCUUCAUUGCGAUUUACGAAAUGAUCGAAUAUUUUGCAUAUAACCACACCCUCGAUAAGAACGCGUUGUACAGAGUUUACAACGAGGUUGUUGUAUUCGUGUUCGGUAUUUGUUCAUCGUUCCUGAUCGCUGAGAUAAUCCAACUGAGGUGCGGAAGAUUGAGGCCUUAUUUCUUGGACGUCUGCAAGCCCAACGUAGACUGCGAUUUGCCAGAGAACAGAUACAGGUACAUAACAAAUUAUGUGUGCACUAACGCGGUAGAAUCCGAUGUCGUAAUGGCCCGGAAGUCGUUUCCCUCGAUACAUGCUCUCAUAUCGACCCAAGCGACGAGUUAUAUCUCUCUGUACCUUCAGAUGAAAGACAUAAUGAAAACCAUCGUUCUGAUGAAACGAUUCAUUCAAUCGCUAUUGUUCGGCGUAAGCGUGUACGUAAGUGUAAGAAGAAUAAGCGAUAACGCGAACCAUUGGGGUGACGUCCUGGUAGGAAUGUUCAUCGGAAUCCUCUUUGCAUUUUACAUGUUUUACUUCAUGAACUCAUACCGAACGAACGAGACACCGAAAGAAGAAUAAUCCAUCAAAAUCACCGCAACGUAGUUCAACAAUAAAAGUCGUACUUAAGUAA